Olea europaea var. sylvestris is the source of this 1052-nucleotide messenger RNA. Its product is annotated as stem-specific protein TSJT1-like. The coding region runs from base 86 to 862 and encodes 258 amino acids. The record is from RefSeq and is a predicted model, not a curated record. The transcript is spliced from 4 exons. Lineage: Eukaryota; Viridiplantae; Streptophyta; Magnoliopsida; Lamiales; Oleaceae.
AUAUAAAAUCUGUUUCGCACUCGCAGAAAAAAAUAAACUCUCUCUGUAAGAUCAAGAAAAUAUCAGUUUCGCUUUCGAAGAAAAGAUGUUGGCCAUAUUUCACCAGGCAUUUGCUCAUCCACCUGAAGAGCUAAACAGCCCUGCAUCUCUCAAAAGUUCAAAGAAGCCUAAAUUACCAGAUGAAACUCUCCAAGAAUUCCUUUCUUCUCACCCUAAUAACACUUCCUCUAUGAGUUUUGGGGAUGCUGCUGUCCUUGCUUAUGUCCGACCUGAUCACCAUUCUCUUUUUCAUCAGAACCAGAGGUUGUUUUGUGGGUAUGAUGAUAUAUAUUGCCUUUUCAUGGGGAGUUUGAACAAUUUGUGUGCUCAGAUUAAGCAGUAUGGAUUAGCAAGAAAUGCAAAUGAGGCCAUGCUUGUGAUUGAAGCUUAUAGAACACUUCGGGACCGUGGUCCUUACCCAGCUGAUCAGGUUAUUAAGGAUCUUGAUGGGAGCUUUGCCUUUGUUGUCUAUGAUAGCAGAGUUGGGACUGUUUUUACAGCACUGGGUUCUGAUGGUGGAGUUAAGUUGUAUUGGGGCAUAGCUGCAGAUGGUUCUGUGGUGAUUUCUGAUGAUUUAGAGGCGAUUAAAGAAAGCUGUGCUAAAUCUUUUGCACCAUUCCCAGCAGGGUGCAUAUUUCACAGUGAGGGAGGAUUAAUGAGUUUUGAGCACCCAAUGAAUAAGCUAAGGGCAAUGCCAAGGGUGGACAGUGAAGGUGUGGUGUGUGGGGCUAAUUUCAAAAUUGAUCAUUAUGCUAGGGUUGAUAGCAUUCCUCGAGUUGGAAGUGAAGCCAAUUGGGCAGAAUGGAAUUUUCAUGAACCCUAAUCCAUCAAUUUCUUUUCCACUCUGUUUUGUUAUUUUGGAGUAUUUGAUCUUUCUUUGUUUUCUGGCCAAGAAAUGAGCACAGAUGUACAAAAAAUAAUCUGAAACUUGAUUUUGGUUUAAGCUUACAGUCCCUGUAAUUUGUUAAUCCAAUCUUUAUGUUCAUGAAUGUUACCUGCAAUUUAUGUUCCAA